Molecule: messenger RNA, 4242 nt
Organism: Euleptes europaea (tarantolino)
Lineage: Eukaryota; Metazoa; Chordata; Lepidosauria; Squamata; Sphaerodactylidae
Gene: ABCA13
Product: ATP binding cassette subfamily A member 13
Biological process (GO): lipid transport; transmembrane transport
Cellular component (GO): membrane; intracellular membrane-bounded organelle
Molecular function (GO): ABC-type transporter activity; lipid carrier activity
Source: RefSeq, a predicted model, not a curated record
AUGAAAGUUUAUGUGAAAAUAAAAGAUUGCAUGCAGAAUACUACUCAGGUAGCUCAAGAGCUCCAUUCCUUAACCAACAUUUCAGACAAAACUAUCAAUGUAAUCAUGGAAUCCGGUAUUGCAUAUCCAAAGUUUCUUUCCAGUGCCCUCACAGCCACUUUAGUGGGAAGAUAUGAUGUGGAAGCACUUAGCCCUUUGCUGACAUUUCCAGCAGAGGGCAGUCCUGCUGAUGCUGUGAAGGAACUUUGUUCUCUGCCACCCCAGGAAUUGUACACCAUGACUGUACUCCUCCUGCAGAACCUCAACAUGCGCAACGUCAAUUAUAAGAUCAAACUGCCGUCUGAGAUAGACAAGUUACUCAACAUGCUGUUGGAUGUUGUAUCUGAUGUCAGUUCCCUUCUAAAUAAAGCUCAGAGUAUCUUUGAAAAUCUUCCUGCAUUAAUUCAAACGUUGAAAAGCACAUCUAUGCUUGAUAUCUCUUCUUUUCAAUCGCACUCUUCGGCUCCCUCGCUCUCCCCAGGGCUGGCCUGGGAGGGUCAGGCCGAAUUCCUGAACAACAUUGGUUUCUUUUUCCCACUUAUAAUGAUGCUGACAUGGAUGGUAUCUGUGGCCAGCAUGGUCCGGAAACUUGUUCAUGAGCGAGAAAUUCAUCUUGAGGAGAAGGGGAUAGCUGUGUUUGAGAGCUUGUUUCUUUCUACCACUGCCUUUGGGCAAGGAGUGUUUCUCCUUACCUUACUUGAAGGACAAGAACUAGGAAUUCAGUGGGAAAACAUUUACCAGAUCUUGGCAAAAGGAGGACCCAUGACCUUUGGAUGGGCAUGUUGGAUGAUUCUACUUGACUCCAUCGUCUAUUUUUUAGUCGGAUGGUAUUUCAGCAAUAUUAUUCCUGGAAGGUUUGGGUUGAGAAGGCCAUGGCAUUUCCGCUUUACACUAACUUACUGGAAUAAUAUGUUUGGUGUCAGAAGCAAAAAGCAGUUUUUCCUUAAUCCUGCUCUGUUUUUAACAGGCCCUAGCUCGGGCAACAUUAUAGUCAACGGGAAGAAUAUGGAGACAGACCUGCUGCCAUUGGGAGUAUGUCCUCAGUAUAAUGUGCUGUUUGAUUCUUUGACUGUCCAAGAACAUUUGUUUCUUUAUGGGACUGUGAAGGCCCCCAUCUGGACAAAAAUGCAGUUCCAUCAACAUGUCACGAGGUUGAUCUGGCUCCCCGAGUCCAACCGCUGUUGGGCCAACCUAAAGAAAUCGGGCUACUCUUGCAGCAAGAGGCCUUGCCGAUCGUGGCAGUGGCUGCUGCUGUCAAACUCGAAAAGGAUCGGGCUCUCGCUGACCAGAAGCGAGUGGAGGAGCAACUGUUGGCAGACACGGCUGCUGCUAGGGCGCAAACAGUGGCAGAAGCUGAUGUAUGACCGAAGCCGCAAGUGCCUCCGGCGCCACAGCCGCAGGUACCGCCACAGCCACAGCCGCAAGUACCGCUGCCACAAGCACCCCCAGCGCAGCCGCCCAGCCACCCCUAGAGGCCCAAAGCACUGGGGAGCAAGACUUGUUUGCAUCCAGAUUGCUGCCCUUCUAAGGAAGCGCCUUUGUCAUACCCAGCGCGACUGGAGGGGGACUCGAUCAAAUGUUCUGCUACCUGUCAUCUUUGUUGCCAUGGCAAGGGACUUGUUUACUGCGAAACCAUUAGCCAUCGAUUAUCCUUCACUUAAGCUGACACCUGGACUUUACGACAAUGCAGAAACCUUUAUUAGGUUUAAAUUUAAAAACCAAGGGCACCAGGCGGGAACGCAAAUGGACAGGACCCCCCUGAAGAUCACUGCCAUCCAUCUGAUGGAAAUGCAGAGGGUGGUCAAGUUCCUGAGUCCCAACCUGCAAGCGGUCGAUUACUUCCUGGUCAAUCAAACUCAAGAUGUGGUGAAAGAUGAGAAGGCACCGGCUACAAUAGUGCUGAGCGUAGCUGACGACCAGCUUGUCCAUGUCUCGGGAAAACUGAAAGCGAAAGCAGCCUGGGACUCCUUAUCUCAAGUCUAUAAAUAUCCACCAUUCAAUAUCUCUGCCCCCUACAUGAGGAACAAGAAAGGGUAUACCUUGUACAACCUUUCAGCCCUCAACACUGAAGAGUACUUAAUCAGGCCUUCUAACAAAGCAAGUGUUCCUACUUGGCUCUUGGCUGUAUGGUAUAAUCAGAAAGAAUUCCAUGCAUUGCCUUCUUAUUUAAACCAACUAAACAACCUUAUUCUAUGGAAGAAUCUGCCUUCAAAAGUGGACUGGAAACAGUAUGGAAUCACUCUGUAUAGUUGUCCGUAUGGAGGAGCAUUGCUGGAUGAAGAUAAGAUAAUGGAGAAUGUCCGUCAGUGCGGAGUGGCACUCUGCAUUGUGUUGGUGUUCUCAGUCCUUACUGCCUCUAUUGGAAGCUCAGUUGUUAAAGACAGGGUAUCUGGUGCAAAGCGACUGCAGCAUAUCACUGGACUUGGCUACAAGACAUACUGGUUCACGAACUUCCUAUAUGACAUGCUAUUGUAACUGGUACCAGUCAGCCUGUGCAUUGGCAUUAUUACCAUCUUCCAGCUGUCAGCUUUCACUUUCCCCGAGAACGUGGCGGCCACCGCUCUCCUGCUGAUUCUCUUUGGAAAGAGCUAUAUCAGCAACACUUUUGACCCACCUGCAGAAGAUAUGGAUGUAGAGUUGGAGCGAAAAAGGCUUUUUGGAGGAGGAAAUGGUAAUGAUCUCCUUCUGCUGUAUGAUCUCCAGAAGAGUUACCAGGGUUUUAGCAAGAGGAACACAGCUGUCAAAGGCAUCACGUUGGGAAUACAGAGAGGAGAGGGGGUGGGAAAUGGAACAGGAGAGGCCGUGAUGAUGAAAGGCAGCCGCAGAGUCACGGACGGUUCCUUCCCACCUGCCAAAGCCUUCGAGGCCGACGGCGAUCUCCCUAAACACCCGCAGGACAAAAUCCCCAGGGUACCUCAGCACCCUGAAGGCAAGAUCGCGCACCUCGAGGUAGCAGAGGAGGAGGCGCAUCUCUUCUUUGCACCACCUUUGCAAAGCCAUUUUCUCCGUGUAAGCCCGAUGCGCGGGGGCUCGUGGGAGCAGGAGGGCAGGGCACGGGGUGUGGCACUGGUGCGUGUGGCCUCUUGGGAGCAGGAGGACGGGACGGGACGGGAGCUCGGGGGCAUGGCCGGUGACCUAAUCAGCUCUUACCCAUUGCUUCCAUCGGAGCUGGCACCGGGAAAAUCUGAAUUGGAUAUUUUAUCUGCCCUCUCUCAAAGCAUUCAGAUUGGCUACUGCCCACAACAAGAUGCCCUGGAUGCCCUUCUAACUGGCUGGGAACAUCUCUUUUAUUACUGCAGUCUACGAGGAAUCCCCAAAUUGAUCCAGUGCAUGCCACAGCUGGCUGGAGACCUUGUUAGCCGGCUGCAUCUAGACGCACAUGCCGGGGAGCUGGUGGGGACGUACAGUGGUGGGACCAAGAGGAAGCUUUCCACUGCCUUGGCUUUGGUUGGCAAACCCCACCUCCUUUUGCUGGCCAAACAACUUUGUGCAGCAGUAGCGGCUGAUGCCCGGGACGCCGAGUUGGCGAAGGCUCUUACAGCCACUCGAAUGGUGACCGCGUUGGGAACGCGAGCCGAGGUCCCGGACAUGGAAGAAGAGGCCUGGUCCUUGUUCUCGGUGUCUCCUGACUCCACGUUUUAUGAACUCCCGAGCAGUCUCACGGCUCACCAGCCGCGGCUGGCUAGAGCUGACUGCCACAGCGCGGGGAUGCAGGACCCCAUAGAGGGAGACCGUGCGGAUAGGAGUACAAAUUUUGGUGUGUCCCAAAGUUGGCGGGUUGAAGGAGCUGGGGGCAAAGUGCAACUUCUGCAGUGGCAGAAUCGGGACCUCAGGGAGCGAAUAGCCCACAUGCAGGAUCAACUGUGUUUGGAUAGCUUCCCCACGGAAGACAGCCGGGUUAGGUUUGUCUCGUCCCUCUUGGAAGGCGUGGUGGCGGAGUGGAUGAUCCAGCAGUUUGAUCUCCAGGCCCGAUCCGGACAGCACCUUAAUCUGCUGGAGUACCAUGUGCCACAAAACUGGGGCUGCCUAUCAGAGCUUUUCAGAGUUUUAGAGAGCAACAAAACGUCCCUGCAAAUUGAACAUUAUUCCAUCAGCCAAACCACAUUAGAACAGGUAUUUAUUAACUUUGCUACCCAAGACCAAGAGGAUUCAAACUCAGCACAGGGAUCUUGCACCAGUCAUGACAGCCACCUGCCGGCAUAG